This is a messenger RNA of Phyllopteryx taeniolatus (common seadragon), 928 nucleotides long. Its product is annotated as metalloproteinase inhibitor 2-like. Gene Ontology annotation, molecular function: protease binding; metalloendopeptidase inhibitor activity. The record is from RefSeq and is a predicted model, not a curated record. Gene Ontology annotation, cellular component: extracellular matrix. Gene Ontology annotation, biological process: negative regulation of membrane protein ectodomain proteolysis; negative regulation of endopeptidase activity. NCBI's taxonomy places the organism in Eukaryota, Metazoa, Chordata, Actinopteri, Syngnathiformes, Syngnathidae. The transcript is spliced from 5 exons. The coding region runs from base 109 to 735 and encodes 208 amino acids.
UUGCGGGAACACCCCCUCAUUACUCGACACGCACUUCGAAGCCUUCGAACACAUCGCUUAAGUUGACUUUUUUUUUUUCUUGACUUUGCAGGCCUGAACUUACGACCGAUGAAGAUCUUCACCCUGCCGCUGGUGCUGCUCUGCUUUUGGCGGCCACAGGAAGGCGUACAAGCCUGCACCUGUUUGCCGACGCAUCCCCAGCAGGUGUUUUGCCGAUCAGAUGUCGUCAUCAGGGCAAAGGUUGUUGGAGUGACCACUGGCACACAAGUUUCUUAUUACGAACCCAUUAAGUAUCACAUCCACCAAAUCAAGUUGUUCAAGGGCCCUCAAAACUAUUUUGAUGCCAUCUACACUGCACCCAACUCUGCCGCAUGUGGAGUCACUCUGAGCAUCGGCAUCGAGUAUCUACUCAUGGCCAGCCUGCAGCCCGACGGCUCGCUGUACAUCAGCUUGUGUGACUCCUUUCAGCCGUGGGACGCUUUGAGCGUCACGCAAAAGAAACUGUUGAACCACUACGGAAAGGGCUGCAAUUGCAAGAUCACACCCUGCUUCACCCUCCCGUGCGUCCCCAGCAGCAAGGCCGAGUGCUUGUGGACCGACUUUCUGGCAUUGAACACGCCCAGCGGCCAUCAGGCCCGAAACUUUGCUUGCGUCCAGCAGAGACGCGGAGGUGUUUGUUUCUGGAAAAGGGGGAACCCCUGGUACAAGUCCACCCAAGGCCGUCACCCAUAUUAAAUGCAGUGUGUGUGUUCUUUAUGGUGACAAUUCAGCACUUUAUGACUUCCAAAGCAUUAUAUUUAUCCUUUUCUAAAUCAAAUCAAGUAUUUAAUUAAGUACCUAAUUAUUCAGUUGUACCGUAUGUCUUAAGCCAGGUUUUUGGUGACUGUCACUGCAAAAACGAAAUGAAAUAAAAAGAUUAUGAACUAAA